Molecule: messenger RNA, 645 nt
Organism: Scheffersomyces stipitis CBS 6054
Lineage: Eukaryota; Fungi; Ascomycota; Pichiomycetes; Serinales; Debaryomycetaceae
Exons: 1
Coding region: 1-549 (182 amino acids)
Biological process (GO): phospholipid transport
Cellular component (GO): mitochondrial intermembrane space
Molecular function (GO): phosphatidic acid transfer activity
Source: RefSeq, a predicted model, not a curated record
AUGGUCCAAUUUAUCGAACAUAGCCAUUUGUACAACCAUGACUUUUCCACGGCUUCUUUGGCCUAUUUGAACCGAUAUCCUAAUCCGUAUGCCAAACAUGUUAAGAGCAGUGACACUUUGGAACAUUGUAUUGAUGAAGAUGGCAGAUUAAGGACCACAAGAUUGGUGGUCAAGACGGGAAGGUUGCCUCAGUUCAUUAAGCCAUUUUUGGGUACCAGUUUGGACUCGUGGAUUAUUGAAAAGAGUGUGAUUGAUCCCAAGGGUAAGAUUCUUCUUUCGUACACUGCGAAUGUAGAUCAUCGCAAGCUACUUAAAGUCGAGGAGUAUUUGAAGUACUCGUGUGAAGAUGGAAUCAACACAUUGGUUGAGAGCAAGGUCAAGUUCUCGUCCAAUUUUGUAGGCUUGAAGCAGAAGAUUGAGCAAUGGAGUCACAACAGGUUUUUGUCUAACAUCUCUAACUCUCGCGAGGGCUUGAAGUUUGUCAUGAACAGGUUGAAGGAAAGAGGUGGGCUCUGGUACAGAGAGAGGGAUACAUCUAGUUUAUUGUAGUUGUCUGAGCAUUGAGCUUAGUAUGAUAUGAUCCGAGGCUAUUGGCCCAUUAUGACGUUAUGGAAACAUGUAUAUAAGAAUGCACGGUAUAGUGUG